AUGGCAACCGUUGCCAAGACCAUUAUCGCCACGGGGGCGUCUUCGGGAUUGGGCUUCGAGGCCAUGAAGCAGCUUCUGCAGACGCCGCAGUCAUACAGAAUCAUUAUUGGAGCGAGAAAUACGGAGCGAACGGAAUCGGCGUACAACACCAUUGCAUACAAUCAUCAAAAUAGUUCAGUGGUAAUCUUACCGCUGGAACUGUCUGACCUCAAACAAGUUCAGAUAUUUGCCCAUCGAGCUGUUGAAGUACUCGAUCAGGGCAAGGUUGACUACCUCCUGCUCAACGCGGCUAUACACGGUACGGCCGAUGGCCCGGGAUCACAUGGCUCUCAGUGGUGCGAGCCGUAUAUCGUCAAUCAUUUGUCCCAGCAUUAUCUUCUUCAUCUCCUCCAGGACCACUUGGUCAAAUCUCAAUCUCGUAUCGUCGUAGUGUCAUCUGGCGCCAUUCACCUUGUGCCUGACGACUUGACCACUCUUUCAACAACCCUCAAAGCUGGCGCAGACACCAAUAUGCAGCAGAUAUACUGCACCACCAAGUUUAUUCAACUUCUCAGCGCUCACUGGUGGCGUCGUCAACUCUCAGGUUCUUGCGAGGUCGUCGCGGUCUCUCCAGGCCUGGUCCCCGACACAGGUCUCAUGGCAAAACAUAAACACCAGCUGCCCGAUUUUAGCAAAGUUCCCGAUGCAAUCUCCGUCCCAAAAGGCAAGCUUUGCGUUCUGCUACCGGUUUCGAUACGAAACUAA
Molecule: messenger RNA, 744 nt
Organism: Thyridium curvatum
Lineage: Eukaryota; Fungi; Ascomycota; Sordariomycetes; Thyridiales; Thyridiaceae
Exons: 4
Coding region: 1-744 (247 amino acids)
Source: RefSeq, a predicted model, not a curated record